Myxocyprinus asiaticus (Chinese sucker) is the source of this 4254-nucleotide messenger RNA. RefSeq names its product upstream-binding protein 1-like. Lineage: Eukaryota; Metazoa; Chordata; Actinopteri; Cypriniformes; Catostomidae. Bases 735 to 2522 code for a protein of 595 amino acids. The transcript has 18 exons. Gene Ontology annotation, biological process: regulation of transcription by RNA polymerase II. Gene Ontology annotation, molecular function: DNA-binding transcription activator activity, RNA polymerase II-specific; RNA polymerase II cis-regulatory region sequence-specific DNA binding. Gene Ontology annotation, cellular component: nucleus. The record is from RefSeq and is a predicted model, not a curated record.
UGAUUGGCUGUCAGAUUCCCGAGCGAAUCCCACCCGAGGCUGUAGAUAUCUAGCGUUUAGGGUUUGAAUGGUGUACACACAGAGGGCCGCGUCGAUGUUUUGUGAUCUUUAGCCUCUGCUGAAAAACCCAAAUUGUCAAGCCUAAACCGGCGAGUCAGCACGAUGAAAUUAGGCGAGCGCUUUCGGAAGAGAGUGAACACAAUGGCACCUUACUGUGUUUAGGAUUACUGCAGCAGCGGAGAUCAGAGCGAGCGCGAGGUCUGCCAGCCCAACUCGGGCGGACGUUGCGUUUGAAUACGGUGACAGUCAACAGCGUCCUCCCACCCUGCUUUUAUAUAAUGGAAGAUCGCAUACAGAUAUGAUGUGCUGAUGCAGACGAGGUGGUAAGACGCAAGGUUUCCCCACUGGAGCAUACAGUGUUGAGGAGCAUACCGUGUUGAUGAGCGUAAAGGCGAAGGCUGACUUUACUUCACGACGCCUCAAUUCAUCCUGAGACUGAUAUUUCUCGCCUGUGUUCCUGUGAAACUGAAGCAAUGGCGAGACACACUGCUGUCAGGGCUCGAGCCAUAUGCUCUGCUUUCAUGAGCUAGCCUCCCGCGGGUGGCCACCUUACCAGCUCUAGUAGGACUAGCUGCGGUCCGUCAGCUGCAACGCGAGCUCCGCGCAGGUGCCGUCGGUACGAGGUGAAGCUGGCGGCCCUCCGGUUAGAGUCGGAGGAGAAGGAUCUGGGCGCCAUGGCGUGGGUGCUGAAGAUGGACGAUGCUACCAUAGAGUCUGGGCUUGUGCACGACUUUGAUGCCAGUUUAUCUGGCAUCGGUCAAGAGCUCGGGGCUGGCGCGUACAGCAUGAGCACCCUGCAGUUCUGCAGUUCACAUGGUCAUCCAAAGGCAUCCGGACAGUGUUCACACUGGAGUAGUGUUUAUAUUAUUGAUGUAUUGGCUCUGCCCAUCUUUAAGCAGGAAGAUGUUAGUGUUCCUGUGGAGUCUGACUCCAAGAAUCCUCCGUUUCAGUAUGUGCUGUGUGCCGCCACGUCCCCUGCUGUUAAACUGCAUGAAGAGACGCUCACCUACCUAAACCAAGGCCAGUCUUAUGAGAUCCGGUUGCUUGAUAACAGGAAAAUAGGGGAGAUGCCAGACCUCAACAAGACUGUGAAGAGUAUAGUUAGGGUGGUUUUCCAUGACCGAAGGCUUCAGUUCAUGGAGCAACAGCAGCUGGAGGGUUGGAAAUGGAAUCGGCCCGGUGACCGUCUUCUUGACAUCGAUAUCCCCAUGUCAGUUGGCAUCACAGAGCCCCACACACACGCCUCCCAGCUCAACGCUGCAGAGUUCCUGUGGGAUCUCUCCAAAAGAGCAUCUGUGUUUGUGCAGGUUCAUUGCAUCAGUACAGAGUUUACCCCACGAAAACACGGUGGAGAGAAAGGAGUUCCAUUCCGUAUCCAGAUUGACACCUUUAAGCAAAAUGAAAGUGGAGAAUAUACGGAGCACCUGCACUCCGCCAGCUGCCAGAUCAAAGUCUUUAAGCCAAAGGGAGCAGACAGAAAGCAGAAAACAGACAGGGAGAAGAUGGAGAAACGGACCGCACAAGAGAAAGAGAAAUAUCAACUUUCCUAUGACACCACCAUUUUGUCAGAGAGUCAUGUGACUAAACAACAUGGCUCCGAUCACAGCGGAGUUUGUCUGGGGGAGACACCAACAAAACUACAUCUGACUCGGUUGGAGCCUGUGAUUGAGGAGGCUGUGGAACAUGAGCUUAAAAAAUCAAGCAAACGUACACUUCCUGCAGACUGCGGCGAUUCCAUCGCCAAAAGUAAACGAGGAAGUUGCUCUCCAUGGUCAGAUAAUGCAUACGUCAGUCCCAAUACAGCAGCUACUCCAACCUUCACCUCCAGCACACACACAUACAGCACUGGCAGCACAGUACCUGACAGUGAGUCAUCCUCACCUAACCACCAAGGGGAUCCUGGUACCCUCAUGUCUAUGGAGUCUUUGAGUCCCACAGCCUCAAUACAGGAGACACAGAAGUGGCUCCUUAUGAACAGAUUCAACUCGUACAGUCGUAUUUUCACCCAUUUCUCAGGUUCUGAUCUACUGAAAUUAACUCGGGAGGAUUUAGUCCAAAUUUGUGGUGCAGCUGAUGGAAUCCGACUUUACAAUGCACUGAAAUCAAGAGCAGUGCAUCCCAGACUCACAGUCUAUGUCUCCCUGGAGGCUUCUCAGUGCGAGAGCCCUCUUCUGGAGAAAUGUGGCCACAGCAAAAAUGGAGAACACAGCAGUCAAACAUCCAUACAUGUUUACCAUGCUCUUUACCUUGAUGAGAUGACCGCUUGUGAGCUCACCAGGAAAAUCUCCAGUGUCUUGUCCCUGCCACUCACCCACAUUAACCAAGUGUACAAACAGGGGCCCACAGGGAUACAUAUACUACUCAGUGACCAGAUGGUUUAUAAUUUCCCUGAUGAGAGCAGUUUCAUUGUCAGCACAAUCCAAGAUGACACAAGCGAUGGAUUUCACCUUGUCCUGAAGUAGAGAUGGCUGAAAAACUAUGUGAAGCGGAGAGUGCGAUGACAUCAUAAGGCUCAUACUGCCACUCUUGAGCAUUCAACAUGCUCCCUCCAUCCUUCUCUCUCUCCCUCUCUUUAUCUCGCUCUCUCUUUCUUCACAUCUCGGAUGUUGAAGAGAGAGAGAGAGAGAGAGAGAGAGAGAGAGAGAGCCAGGGUUGGGCAGGGCCUCCUAACUGUUAGAAUCUGACUUCAGUGUGUAAAUUGUUUCAUAUUGAAAACACUUAAACUGAUGCCAGUGUAUUUAAGCGGUGGGCUUUUAAGGAUGUGUGUGAGUGUUUUUAAAGAUUGAAUUAGGAGGGAUGGAGUUAAGAUGAAACCGGAGGAGGAGAUUUGCACAGGAAGUGGAGGAGAUUUGUGACCACUUUUACUUCAGCAUGGUGUUCGUGGAGUGUAUAAUGUCGUGAUAUGGCUGUUCCUCACUUCUGUGGCAAAACAGUCCACGCUCAGACUGUCCUCACUUUACGAGUUAUGAACGUAUAGUACUUGAGUUUGUUCGCCUUUGUGAGUUGUCAACUGUUUUUCUGCCUGCCCCUUUGGACUGUCACCAUUGCACAUUUCGUUGGAAUAAUGACCUCUCUUUCAAAAGUGGGAAAAUGUAUCAUGACUUAGGCAUGUGCAGGGCAACUGUUAUGUCUGUCUGGAUGAAAUGAUUCCUUGAGUUUAAGUAUGAUGCCCUGCAGCUAACUUGAGGUUUGUGAGACUACAUUUUGGCUGUAUCCUACUCUUGUAGAAGACAUUGUCAGUGCUGAUGUCACUUUUCCAAUUCCUCUAUCAAGACCAAUCAAGUCUGGUGCCAUUUUGUUUACUACAUACUGUUAAAACUGACAACUACACAGUAGUUUCUUGGGAUUCUUAGCAUUUAUUUUGUGUUUAGCGGGUUGAAUUAAUCAUCUAAAUGUAAUCUUAUUGGGCCCCACUCUUGUAUUUAAAUAGUGGGAGCCUUUGAUUUUUAGAUGGUGAUUGUUGUUGCCUGGUAACUAUUUUCUGUCCUCCUAUAGUAGCUCCUGGCACAGAUUAUAAUGCAACUUUUGAUAUGGGAAGUAAGCACAAUCGCAUAAACCUCCAUAAAUUAUAUUUUGCAUAAUGCCUUUGCUUUCUUUUAUCUAACUCUCUUCCUGGCCUUGGGACAAGAAUAGUACUUUUGACUGGCCAGCCAGGGCAGGUUCAGUCUGUGGCUUUUUUUAUUAUUAUUAUUAUUAUUAUUAUUAUUGUUCUUUCUUUUUUUUUUUUUCUCACCUUGAAUAGAGAUUGACUUGGUAGGUCAUCUCAGUAGUUAUGUAUCGGGCAGCUGUGCUUUGGCAUGUACUGUGUGUAUUUUUGCCAUGUUAUAGAGGAGCAUGGUUGUAAGAAUGUUGACUUCUUACGAUUCUUUAUAAAAAAGGAAUGACCAAGUCUGCACUGAACUGAACCCACAACAAAUGUCACGCCAUUGGAUACCUUGCUGUUGUUGGAUGUUCACUUAGCAUUUUGGUGUACACAAAGUUUCCAGGUGAAGAAAUUAUCAAAGUAUAAAUAUAUGAAGAGGUGUGUUAUUCUCUUCCUCCAAUGAUGUGGAUCACACGGUCUGUCCUCUGCAUUUCCGUGAUAAUGAUCAUGGUGCCCUCAUGUCACUGUCUGUUUAAAGAAGCCUCUCUUCCAUAGGGGGUGCUGAGAUGUACACAAUUAAGGCCUGUACAAGAAAUAAAAUAGUUUUCUUA